AUGCCAACUGUUAAAACGGGAAAUAACGCAACUUCUCUUCAUGAUAUGAAAAAUAAAGUAAUUUCAAAUAAGGCGAACAAAUGUCGUUUAAAACAAAUACGCGACAGUAAUAAACGAGAAGUCAAUUUAAAUUAUGAAGAUAAUGAACGUAAACUUCAUUUAAAAAGUACACCUGAUCUUCGUGAUAAUACCAACUAUGAUAACAAUAAAUCAAAUAACGUCAGCGGAUUAAAAACUAAUGUAAAUUUGAAAAAACCUCAUCGAAUAUUCACUUCAGCUGCUUCAAAAAUUAACCUACAACGUCCCCGAACAAAAUCUGAUAAGAAACAACGAAGUCAAUCUAAUCCACGUCCGGUAAUUAGUAGACCUAUACCUGCAGAAAGUUCUCAAUUUAAUAAACCUACACAAGAUUUAACUUCAUUACAAUUUGCGAACAACAUUGGGCCUCAUAAAACGAAUAGGCAAACACUGUCGCCACUGCUAACAUCACAGGUACCACAAAUCAAAUUGAGUAACUUACGUCCAGUAUCCGUGACAGGUAAUGAAGAGGUUGGAAUAUGGACUGAAAAGCCAGUGGAAUCUGUACAGCCUGGAAGUAAAACUAUAAUAAACCAACUAAUGGAAUGUGACUUAAAUUCAAUAGAAAAUUGUUCGAUUUGUCAUAAAAUAAUGCCAGUAAAUGAACGUUAUGAUUUAGUUGAUCAAGUGAUACAUCGUAAUUGUUUCAAAUGUUCAAUAUGUAAUGAAACAUUAACUGAUAAAAGUGCAAUAUUUCAAAAUGAUCAUUCAUUGACAUCAACAACAAUCUUAGCACAAAAACAAGAGAUUGAUGAAAAAAGUGAAAAUGGGAAUAAAGAUACUAAAAAAUCUGACCUUGAACGACGAAUAUCAAACGCCAGUGGUGGACGAAUGGGAAAUAUUAGAAAUAAGUUUGAAUCAGGUGAAGUGAAUAGUGAUAAAAGGAAGAACAAAAAGAAAUCUGCACCAAAAAUGAAAUAUGCCGGUGUGGAAUCAGUUAAAACGAAAUUUAUUGAAGAAGCUACAAAGGCUACAAUGAGUAAGGUAGAAGAUGGGCCUAGGAAACCAAAGGAAUUCACUCCACCACCGGAUGGUGUUGCUGUUGGUAUAUUAGAAAGUAAUCCAAAGCCAAGAGCACCAGAUGUCGUUACAUCGGACGAUAUGUUUGAACCAGUGGAUUUAAAAGAGAUUAGUGAAAAAACAAAAAAUUUGAGGGCGAAAUUUCGAAAUAUGGAAGCAACUGGUGGACAGAGCAUUGAUGGAGAGAACCGUAAAAAAAGUUCAUUCAUUGAUGAAUCAAUUACAGUUGCACCGGAAGCUACAAAAAAUGCAAGAGCACGAUGGAAGGAUAUUGAAAGUGGCAAAACUGAAAAAGAUGCAUUAUCAGAACGUCCGAAACUUGAUAUACAUGACGGUUAUGGAGGGGUUUAUGAGAAUGAACCUGAAAAAUUCGAAAAUAUCGCUAGAGCUGGUGAAACAAAAAAAGAUCUACCAUCUGGUGUAAGUGCUAAAGAAAGACGUGAAUUAUUUUUGAAGAAAGCUGCUGAUACUUCCGUUGUAAAGAGAGAUAGUAUAAAGCUUAUAGAUAUUAAUGCUGCUGAAAGUGGAAUAUAUGAAAAUGAACCAACUCGACUUGAUAAUGUAGUCCGUUAUGAUGACGAUCAAACAGAUGACUAUCCAAGUAAUUCUGUGAAAUGGGCAUCUGAAGCGAAAAACAGAUUUAUACAAGAAGCAUCUAAAUCACAGAUAACAACAGGAAGUAACAAGACUAUUUUAUUGGUUGAAGAUGGUCAUACAAAUGGUGAUAGUGAUGGUGCACCAAAACAAGCACGAUAUACUGCACAAGCCAAACAAGCCUUCUUAGAACGUCAGAAACAAGCAGAAGAAGCUGCGAAGAACAAAAGUCGACCAGAUAUUAUUGAUAUAUGGCAAGAACAAUGCCCACACAGUGGAGUAUUUGAAAAUGUACCAGCUGCUCAUACAGCUGAUGUGGUAGUCACUGACGAAUCUGAAGAAGACGAUGAGGAAGAAGAGGAAGAGCAAUAA
Schistosoma intercalatum is the source of this 2064-nucleotide messenger RNA. The record is from the annotation of a GenBank genome assembly. Lineage: Eukaryota; Metazoa; Platyhelminthes; Trematoda; Strigeidida; Schistosomatidae.